AUGUCCUCUCGGCAAAAUCACUCCCAACUAACCCAAGCCAUUCACCCUGUCAAGGCUGCCGUGCACGAAAGAAACGGUGCUAUCAUGUCGGUGUCACCGAAAGACCAUACGCCGCCAGACGCGGCGAAAGGUCAAUCACAGACCCGUCCGAGCCGUGUCAGUCUGUACAACCCAGAAUCCGUCUUGACAGAUCUUUCUAUGGAUUCUACAGGGGCAAGACUUGCGGACAAGGCUGGCACUUGCCAAGUGCAUUCACGUCGCAAAGAGAAAGACUUGAAUACAUCUGAAGAAGGUAUUUCUCUAGAGGAAAGAUCUCUUCGCCAGCGCAAUUGGUACGAUCGUCACCGUCUCAAUUCCAGGCGGCCUGAAAUUUCAGACAAUCAACGAAGAUAUCUUGAGGAAGAGGGUGCUUACCUCGAAUUGCCAAAGUCGACGACUGACAUCCUUCUGCCAAUUUACAACAUGCUCUUAGAUGACCUCAUUCCAGUACUAGAUGGGGCUGCAAUAUUUCGGGACUACAGUAACGGGCAGGCAUCCAUAUUUCUCCUCAGAGCAGUCUCCCUCAUUGCCUGUAAAUUCAGACAGGCAGCCCCAUUUCUGAGAAUCUGUGAGGAUGGCGCUAUCCUGGAUCAGAGACAUUUUGCUUCUAUAUUACUCAAAAGUCUUGAUGUCUCUAUCAAGGCAGAUCUCGAGCCCGACCGGAUCACCAAAGUUCAAAUUUUAGCCUUGAUGCACCUACACAACGACGGCCUGAGUGGACUAGACCGCUCCUCAGGGUAUCUUUCCCAGGCUAUAUCCGAAGCGUGGGCAAUCUCACUGCACGUAAAGGUUCCCGUUAAUUCCGGCCAGGAGCGUUGCGAUUUUUUGUGGUGGACACUACGAAAUUUUGAUCGGCUGAACAAGCCCGUCAUGGGCGCUGCUCCGUUCAUGAUUGAUGAUACAGACAUUGGAGUUGAACGCAUUGCUCCCCGAAAGGAUCACUACCGGUCCCAGCUAAUGGCCAUAUCUCUCUCUCUCGGAGAUUUGAUGAAAACGGCAACUAGGAUUUACAAAGCUAGCUCAACAGCAACGGACGACGACUUUGAUGCAUUUCCGACAUUCUCUGAGCUGACCACUAAUGUCUGCAUGGAUGGGUUCCAGAGAUCCCACAGAUUGUACUUACAAAUUUGGUACCACGUCGCCGCGAUGCUCUCCUGUCGCUAUAGCGGGCCGGAGAGCGUCCAGUAUCAGCGACGACUAUCUUCUGCUGAUAGUGUACUGCGCAUCGUCUGUCUGGAAGAGCCUGCCAAUCUACCGCCUCUUCCUCUUGUACCUUAUGCUAUGUCAAUGUCUACCACGGUGGUCUAUCGCGCUCUUAGGGAUGGCGAGCGAGCACCAGAAGAAGCGUACAAAGAUCUUGGAGCAUGUUACGAUAACCUCGUCAUCCUCAGUCGACUUUGGACCAGUGCAAAGGGAGUUGCUAGGUUAGUGAGGCGUCUGCAACAAUUUACCAGGCCCAGUGCACCUCCCAUUCGAACCACAGAGGGCGCCCCGUGCACUUGCGACGACACACAUCAACACGCAAACGUCACUAGGAACCCAAUCAGCAACUUGAAUAACCUUCAACGACAUGGACCAACCCAAGAUGUGACUGGAAGCUCAGUGUUACCUGUUUCGAGCUUGGUGCAGCCCAGUGAGGCCUUUCUGCCACCAGAUGAAUCCACAGAUGAUGAUGGUCAAUCGGGUCACCGGGCUGCCACUUGGUUCGUUGAUGGGCUAUCUUACUCUCAUUUUGACAGGGCCUUUUAUGAUUUCUUCGAUUACGGCAUGCCCAGCCUUUUUCGCGAUUUGGCAACCUGGGAUUUUCUCCAAUCAGACGCGAAUGAUGAUCUAGAAGUUUCAUCAUUAAACCAUUAG
Colletotrichum lupini is the source of this 1896-nucleotide messenger RNA. RefSeq lists its product as uncharacterized. Bases 1 to 1896 code for a protein of 631 amino acids. The record is from RefSeq and is a predicted model, not a curated record. Lineage: Eukaryota; Fungi; Ascomycota; Sordariomycetes; Glomerellales; Glomerellaceae. The transcript is spliced from 3 exons.